UUCCGCCUUUCUCUCUCGCGGAAAAGAUAAGGCGCAGUUCUGCCGAUUUCGAAACCCUAACAUCUCCCCAUGGACGACGGCGACGGCGGCCUCAGCUUCGACUUCGAGGGCGGCCUCGACUCGGUCCCGGCAGCCGGGGGCGGUGGCCCCGCGCCGUCCUCUACCGACCCCGGCGCUGGCGGCGGCGGGGACGGGCCGGGCCUGCACGGGCGCGGGCGCGGCCGCGGGAGCUACCGGCAGACGGUGUGCCGGCACUGGCUGCGCGGGCUGUGCAUGAAGGGCGAGGCGUGCGGGUUCCUGCACCAGUUCGACAAGGCCCGCAUGCCCGUGUGCCGCUUCUUCCGUGACUUCGGCGAGUGCCGCGAGCCCGACUGCGCGUACAAGCACUCGUACGAUGACGUAAAGGAGUGCAACAUGUACAAGAUGGGAUUUUGCCCCAAUGGUCCUAGUUGCCGGUACAAGCAUGUCAAGCUACCUGGGCCACCACCUCCUGUUGAGGAAGUUCUCCAGAAGAUUUUGCAGAUGCGCUCUUUCAACAAGUUCGGUCAGCAUAGAAACAGUAACUAUAAUCAGCAGAUGGACAGACCUCAACAUCCACAGGGUUCAGGGUUGCCUAACCAAAACUCGGCAGAAAAUGCUGCUGCUACAGCUCAACCAGCUGGUGGGCAACAAGCACAAACGAUGAAUCAACAGCCACCGCCGCCGCCGCAGCAGCAGCAGCAGAAGCCAAACACAAACGACCAGGUCCAUGGUGUUUCAAAUGGGCAUCAAGCCACUAGAAUUGCCACAUCCCUUCCAGAAGGGCCAUCUAGGUACUUCAUUGUUAAAAGUUGCAAUCGGGAGAAUUUGGAAAUAUCAGUUCAGCAGGGAAUUUGGGCCACUCAGAGGAGUAACGAGGCUAAACUUAACGAAGCGUUUGAAUCCACUGAGAAUGUUAUUUUAAUAUUCUCAAUUAAUAGAACUCGCCAUUUUCAGGGAUGUGCAAAGAUGACUUCUAGGAUUGGUGGCUACAUUGGCGGUGGAAAUUGGAAAUCUGCUCAUGGAACGGCGCACUAUGGUCGAAAUUUCUCUAUACAAUGGCUCAAGCUUUGUGAGUUGUCAUUUCAGAAAACUCAUCAUCUGCGCAAUCCAUACAAUGAUAAUCUCCCUGUUAAGAUCAGCAGAGAUUGCCAGGAAUUAGAACCUUCCAUUGGUGAGCAAUUGGCUUCCCUGCUUUAUCUAGAGCCAGACAGUGAACUUACGGCUAUGCUAAUUGCAGCAGAGGCCAAGAGAGAAGAGGAAAAGGCAAAGGGAGUUAGUGCUGAUGAAGCUGCUGACAAUCAAGAUAUUGUGCUGUUUGACGACAAUGAAGAAGAGGAGGAAGAGGAAAGUGAGGAAGAAGACGAAAGCAAUGGCCAAGAAUCUCAAGGAAGGGGAAGAGGAAGGGGGAUGAUGUGGCCACCUCAAAUACCAAUGAUGCGUGGCGUUGGGCCGAUGAUGGGAGGUCGUGGCUUCCCUCCCAACCUGAUGGGUGAUGGCUUUGGUUUUGGUGGUGGUUUUGGCAUGCCUGAUCCUUUUGGUGUGCCUCGUGGUUUUCCACCAUUCGGUGGCCCAAGGUUUCCCGGUGACUUUGGCAGAGGAGGUCCUAUGCCUGGUAUGGUCUUCCCCGGCAGGCCACCGCAACCUGGAGGCCUCUUCCCUAUGGGCCUUGACAUGAUGAUGGGUCCUGGUCGUGGACCUCUCAUGGGAGGCAUGGGAAUGGGCGGGCCUGGACGACCUAAUCGUCCCAUGGGCAUGGCUUCCUUCAUGCCCCCACCACCUCCAAACAACCGUGCUGUGAAACGGGACCAAAGAAGGCCAGGUGGUGACCGGGGUGACAGGUACGAGACGGCAUCGGACCAGGGAAGUAGGGGCCAUGAUAAUACUGGCAAUUCUGGAGGAGACGGAGCCAGGUCUCAAUCUGGGGACAGAUAUGGCAGAAGCGCCCUCCGGGAUGAUGACAGCGAGAGCGAAGAGGAAGCGGCUCCAAGGCGGUCAAGGAAACGAUAGGGCAAUACUGAGAAGCUGGGCUCCAUGCUGUUACCUCAUCAGAAGGCUACCUGUAUAAACUGAGUUCAGGAUUUCAAAAUAGGUUUCUUAUCUUUUUUGCUGAGAUUAGAACCAAAUAGUGAGACAUGGAUUCUAUAUAGCUGCAUGUUGUGGGCGGUCACAUUGGUAGCUGGAGUUUUUCUCAGGCGGCUCGUUUUGGCAGGUCAAGAUUAAUCUGGUACUGCACCAGUUAGGAUUUGUACGAUAACAAUGUCGAGAAUGAUCUGUUGUGCUCUUAUAUGUGCUUAUUAUAAUGUACACGGCUUACAAGUA
Phragmites australis (common reed) is the source of this 2340-nucleotide messenger RNA. Its product is annotated as zinc finger CCCH domain-containing protein 45. The coding region runs from base 70 to 2028 and encodes 652 amino acids. The transcript is spliced from 7 exons. Gene Ontology annotation, biological process: regulation of mRNA splicing, via spliceosome; mRNA splicing, via spliceosome. Gene Ontology annotation, molecular function: metal ion binding; N6-methyladenosine-containing RNA reader activity; mRNA binding. Lineage: Eukaryota; Viridiplantae; Streptophyta; Magnoliopsida; Poales; Poaceae. The record is from RefSeq and is a predicted model, not a curated record. Gene Ontology annotation, cellular component: nucleoplasm.